Molecule: messenger RNA, 6180 nt
Organism: Drosophila grimshawi
Lineage: Eukaryota; Metazoa; Arthropoda; Insecta; Diptera; Drosophilidae
Gene: yl
Product: putative vitellogenin receptor
Exons: 6
Coding region: 116-6007 (1963 amino acids)
Molecular function (GO): calcium ion binding; protein binding
Source: RefSeq, a predicted model, not a curated record
UCGUUUAUUAGUGUGGAACGUUUCGUUUAUUCUGUGUUUUGUUUAAUAUUUAACGUAUGAAAAAGUGCACGUUGAUUGAAAUACCAUAAGUCGCCGAUCUUCAAGCACAAAUCAAAUGGCCACAACUCUUCUGGGGAAUCAUGUGCGACGAACAAAAGAGUGCCAUGUGCCAUGCGGACGGAGCCAGUGGAGGAGGGCGAGCAGCAUCGCCCGACGGCAAUCUUACUGCUGGCCUCUGUGCUCGUUUGCAAUGCUGCUGCUCGUUUGCUGUGCGACUGCUGCCGCCACGACGGGAUCAGCGGACACGCGGUGCCAUGCAGAUCAAUUCCAGUGCAGGAACGGAGUAUGCAUCUUACAGGCGAAGAUGUGCGACGGACGUAGAGAUUGCACAGACAACUCGGAUGAAUUGGAAUGCGACUACAAGCUGUGUCGGCAGCCGCAUUGGUUCCCGUGUGCUCAGCCACACGGAGCCUGCCUGGCAGCGGAACUAAUAUGCAACGGCGUCGACAAUUGCCUCGGCGGCGACGAUGAGCUCCACUGUCCGCGCCGCCUGGUCAGCUUGGGCAGGCGGAACUGCAGCCAGUACGAGUACAUGUGCCAGGAUCAUAGCUGCAUACCUCUCGACUUUAUGUGCGACGGCAAGACGGACUGUGCCGAUGGCUCCGACGAGACAGCCGGCUGCAAGCAGUCAGCCACCACCUGCACCACCGGCCACCUUUGCGCCAACGGACGCUGCCUGCAACGCAAGCAGUGGGUCUGCGACGGCGUCGAUGAUUGCGGCGAUGGCAGCGAUGAGCGCAACUGUGAGAACUUCUGCCUGCCGUCGAUGGGAAAGUUUAUGUGCCGCAAUCGUGGCAGCUGCCUGCCACUGGCCCAGGUCUGCGAUGGUCAAGCCCACUGCUCGGACGGCAGCGAUGAGAGCGAGGCCUGCAAAUCGAAGCCCGAUUGCGGCGCGAAACAAUGUCCGCCAGGCGCCACCUGCCACAUGAUGCCGACGAGCGGUGCGGAAUGCUUGUGCCCCGAGGGAUUUCGCCUGCUCAAGUUCAAGGAGAAGUGCGAGGAUAUCAAUGAGUGCGAAGAGCGUGAUGAUUUGUGCAGUCAGCGAUGCGAAAACACAUCCGGCGGCUAUCGCUGCACCUGCGACGCCGGCUACGUGCUGGAUACCAGCAACAAUCACACCUGCCACGCCACCAACAGUGUAUCCGGCGAGAGACAGCAAGCACUGCUGCUUUACACCACCCAGGUGGCUGUGAUGGGAAUGCAUCUGAAGCAGCAGCCGCAGGAGCGCAAUCACAUAUUCACUGUGGCGACCAAUCUGACCAAGGUCAUUGGUGUUGCGUACGACGAAGAGCACAUCUACUGGACGAACAUACAGAACGAGGCGGAGAGCAUUGUCCGAGCCCGUUCCGAUGGUUCGAUGGCGGAAAUCUUACUCACCUCGGGACUGGAUGCACCCGAGGAUUUGGCCGUCGAUUGGCUGACGCAUAACAUUUACUUUUCCGAUAAUAUAAUGCGACACAUUGCGGUUUGCUCGAACGAUGGCAUGAGCUGUGUGGUGCUUGUCACCCACGAUGUGCAUCAGCCGCGCGGCCUGGCACUGUGGCCACAGCGUGGCCAAAUGUUCUGGACAGAUUGGGGCGAUAAGCCGAUGAUAGCACGUGCUUCGAUGGACGGCAGUCGAUCCCGGCCGCUGGUCAGCGACAAAAUUCACUGGCCCAAUGGCAUUGCGCUCGACAUGCACGAGGAGCGAAUCUACUGGGUGGACGCCAAGCUGGGCAGUGUGCAAAGCGUGCGACCCGAUGGCAGCUCUCGUCGUACUGUCCUCGAUGGCAUACUGAAGCAUCCGUAUGGCCUGGCCGUGUUCGAGGAUCAGCUGUACUGGUCGGAUUGGGGCACGAAGAGUGUGCACGCCUGCCAUAAGUACUCCGGCAAGCAGCAUCGCAUCCUGGCGCGAGAUCGCACCAUUUACGCCAUCCACGUCUAUCAUCCGGCCAAGCAUCCGCAAGUGGCGCAUUCGUGCGAUUCGGCGCACUGUUCGCAUCUCUGCCUGCUAGCUGAACCGGAGUCGGGCGGCCACACGUGCGCCUGUCCGGAUGGUAUGCAGCUGUCGCCGGAUGGACGACGCUGCCGACAAACUGAAAAGAAGCAACGCUUGUACAUCGGUCUGCGCCAAGUGCUGCUCGAGAUCGAGCACACGUCCUUCGGCCGGCAUGUAGUGAGUGCGACACACCACCUGCACUGCCACAUCAGCGACCUGGUCUACAACAGCGUCAACGGCACAUUGUUCAUCGCCGACAAUCUGCAGCGGGCACUGUUUGAGUAUACGCCGCAGGAGAGCGAGCCGCGGCUGACCGCCUUGAUCUAUCGCAAUCUGGGCAAUGUGAGUGGACUGGCCUUCGAUCAUCUAGCCCACAAUCUGUAUUGGGCGGACAUGGAGCGGAGUGUCAUCGAGCUGCUCUCGCUGCGCACCGGCCAUCGGGCGCUUGUGCACUUCUUUGCCGGCGAUGAGAUACCCAUUGGACUGAGUGUGAUGCCAGCAGACGGUUUCAUGUUUGUCGCACUCAAGGCACGCCGGCACACGCACAUCGAUCGGCUUGCAUUGAGCGGAGCCGGCAGCCAGACGCACGUCUUCGAGGAUGAUUUGGGCGACGAUGAUAUCCGGUUUGUUGUCGACCACGAGACGCAAACGUUGUACUGGUCGGACAGCGAUACGAACCGGAUUAGCUUCAGCAACUAUCGGCAGACGCACGCGCAAUUGUUUCGCGGCAAGUUUCGGCGACCCUAUGCCCUGGCCCUGGUCAAUCAGGAUGUGUUCUGGAGCGAACUGGGCUCAGCAGCCAUCUACUGGACGCACAAGAGCAACAUGGGUGCCAACAAGCGCAUCGAGAUCGAAACGAAUCCCCAUUUGAGUCCGGAUGCUGUUGUUCCGGCUGCUGCCGCAUUUUCCAUCCACAGCACGCUGCCCGUUCGCAUACCGCUGGCGGGCACUGUGCGAGUGUCGUCUGCGACUUCGCCUUCGUCGCAUCCCUGCCAGCAUGCCAAUGGCGGCUGCUCCCAUGUGUGCGUAAGUGCUGGACAGUUUGGCAGCGCCUGCCUCUGCCCAGCCGGCUAUGUCUAUCGCGAUGCCAACAAUCGCAGCUGCACCGAAGCCUUGGACUGUGAGUUCCGUUGCCGAUCCUCGGGCGAGUGCCUGACCAUGGCGCAUCGCUGCAAUGGGCAUCAGGACUGUGCGGACAGCUCCGACGAGUCGGACUGCGGCGAUCCGCACAAGUCCAACACCAAAGUCAAGUGCGGCAUGGCCGAGUUCACCUGCCACGACGGUCAGCAGUGCCUGGAGAAGAGCAAGCGCUGCGACGGACAUAAGGACUGCCAGGAUUACUCCGAUGAGCUGCACUGCUCCCAUUUCGAUAAGACGAAGCUGUGCCACACCCAUCAGCACGCUUGCGACAAUGGCAAGUGUGUGGAUUACAGUCUGGUGUGUGACGGCACCAACGAUUGUGGCGACAAUUCGGAUGAGUUGCGCUGCAAGUCGGCGGCGAGCUGCGAACGUGGCAUGUUCCAGUGCAGCAGCGGAUCGUGCAUUGCCAGCAGCUGGGAGUGCGAUGGCCGCAUCGAUUGCAGCGAUGCCUCCGAUGAGCACAACAAAUGCAACCAGCGACAGUGUCCAGAGAAGAUGCAUCGCUGCCUGCUCGGCCAGUGCCUCGACGAGCGUUUCGUCUGCGACGGUCACAACGAUUGCGGCGAUCUUUCCGACGAGCUCAACUGUGGCAACAGCCCCACUGGCACUGCCGCAGUCAAUAUUAGCUGCGGCACCGUCGACUUGCCGCGAUAUCAGUGCGCCAGCAAUCUGCAGAUGUGCUUGGAUUUGGCGGUGCGCUGCAAUGGCAGCGCUGAGUGUCCGCGCGGCGAGGACGAGGCCGACUGCGGCGAGAUGUGCAGCAUCUAUGAGUUCCAGUGCGGCGACAGCAGCAAGCAAUGCAUACGCCUCGAGUUCCGUUGCGACAAGGAGCGCGACUGUGCCGACGGCAGCGACGAGGAACACUGCGACAAACACAAUGAGACACAGCUCGGCUACAGCCCCUCAGCGGCUGGUGAUCCGGCAAGUGGCAGGCGUGCUUGCAAGCCGCAUCUCUUCGACUGUCACGAUGGCGAGUGCGUGGACAUGUCGCGGGUGUGCAACGGCUUCACCGACUGCACCAAUGGCAACGAUGAGGGACCGCAGUGUGCGAGCGCGUGUCGCAAACAGCUCUGCCAGCACAAUUGCCAGGCGACGCCCGCCGGUGCUGUGUGCACCUGCAACGAGGGCUAUCGGCUGGAUGGUGAUCAUCGCAGCUGCGUGGACAUCGAUGAGUGUGUGGCGAGCGGUGGUGCUGCACAGCCAUGUGCACAACUGUGCGAGAAUAUGCCGGGCAGCUACCAGUGCCAGUGUCAUGCCGAUUUUAUGCUUCGUCAGGAUCGCAGCAGCUGUAAGAGCAUUCAUGGUGGCGCCACACUGCUCUUCAGUAGCUACAACCAGGUGCGAAAUCUGAGCGAACAGCCGGUGAUGCUGUCCGUGGCCUGGUCAGUGAAUGAUUCACGCAUCACUGGCUUCGAUGUGGACAUGCAACGGCAGCUGGGCUACUUUAGCAGCGAGGAGCAGAAUGCCAUCUAUCGCCGGGACAUGGAUGAUCACAGUCGCAUCGCGGCUCUCGCUCUGCGCUCCCCCACCAAAAUGGCUGUCGAGUGGAUGACGGGCAAUGUUUAUGUGAUUAGCGGCAGUGCAGCGCCGCAACAGAUCAGUGUCUGUAGUUUUGAGGCCAAGAUGUGCGGCAUCAUAUUCCAGAUGACGCCACGCUUCAGCCUGAAGGCAUUGGCUGUGGAUGCGCAUAUGGGGCGACUGUUCUAUGCGGCCAUACGCACCGAGAGCUUCGGCCAGCCGACCACCCAGAUCCAUAUGGGGCGACUCGAUGGCAGCCGGCGGGAGUUGCUGUUGCGCAAACAGCGCAGCUAUGUGACAGCCAUCGCAACGGAUCCGCACCAGCAGCAGCUCUACUUUGUGGAUCUGCACAGUCGCACGCUGGAGAUGAUUAGCUACAAGACACGUGGCACUGGCAAGCAACGCUAUCCGAUUGUCCUCAUCCAGAAGAGCAAUGCGCUGCUGCGUCCAACCGGACUAAGCAUCUAUGAGAACCAUGCAUACAUUGUGAAUUUGGGAGCCAAGGAGACAGUGCGCUGCCAGCUGUAUGGCCACCGGAGCUGCAAGGCCAUCAAUUUGAAUGUGCUCAAUGCGCAGGAUAUUGUUGUUGCCGGCUUGUCGCGUCAGCCGAGAGCUGCAACCAAUCCCUGCCAGCACGCCCGCUGCUCUGGCAUGUGCGUCCUGGCCGAUUAUGGGUACGAGUGCAUGUGCGGCAAUGUUGUCGUUCUCGAAUCGCAACCCUGUCCGCUCGGCACCACCAAUGUGCUCGACCUGAGCACGCUACACCCCGGCGGCAGCGAUCAACUAUCGGUGGACAACAGCAGCGGAGCUGGUACCAUUUGGCUGCUGGCCAUGCUCUGUGUGAUUGGCGUGGUUGCCGCCGGCUUUGGGUACAUGUACUAUCAGCAUCGGCAGCGCGGUCAUCGCGAUCUCAACGUUACUAUGCAUUUCCAGAAUCCGCUGGCAAUGCUGGACGGCAAAUCGAUCGCAGAGAUCGACCACCACAGCGAAGACAACAACAGCCCGGGGAUCAGCACGACCAGCACAGCCGGAUACUUCACACCCGACGAAGGGGGAACGAAUCAAUUUGGGAUAUCCAAUAUCCUGCAAACAUUACUGCGUCGCAGGCAAGCGAAAAGCGGCGGCGACUUUACUGCAGAGGUUCCGCUCGAAAACAGAGGAUCGAGCGAAAUACAGUCGCUGGUCGGCGAACGGAGAAAUUGGGGAACGCCGAUCAUCCUGGUAUCAGGGCCUGACGAUGAUGCCGCCGCAGCCGAACGCUACGGGGGAGAUUACCCAAGUGAUGAUGUGCAUGCACGACUUGUACCAUAAGUGAUCAAUCUAAUCCUAAUCUAUGUGCACCUGUUUAACGUUGUAGUUAAUUUUUGUAUUUUGUAUUAAUUAUAUUUUUGCUUUGUCUAUUUAUUUAACAUGUACUUUAGUAAUUUAGGGGCAGCGCCAAGCAAUUGUAAUCGUAAUUAUAAUCAAUCAGUAUCAAAGCACAA